This is a messenger RNA of Xiphophorus hellerii (green swordtail), 4169 nucleotides long. Its product is annotated as cAMP-specific 3',5'-cyclic phosphodiesterase 4B-like. The transcript has 18 exons. Gene Ontology annotation, molecular function: 3',5'-cyclic-nucleotide phosphodiesterase activity. NCBI's taxonomy places the organism in Eukaryota, Metazoa, Chordata, Actinopteri, Cyprinodontiformes, Poeciliidae. The record is from RefSeq and is a predicted model, not a curated record. The coding region runs from base 149 to 2362 and encodes 737 amino acids. Gene Ontology annotation, biological process: signal transduction.
UUGGCCAAGAUGAGAAGUUGGCAGUCUGCUUUCGCAAAUUCAACUUCAGCUUUCAUCACUGAGACUACAGCUUCAUCUCACUGCUGUAGCUUUUCAAAGCUGGACAGAGAAGAGGUGACAAAGGGAGUCUGAUUAAGAGUCCCUCAAGAUGAAGAAAAGCAGAAGUGCUCAUGGAGUUGCACCCGGUGAGGAGAAUACAGAUCCUCCUGUGGGACAAUACGCCACCGGCAGCACUCUCAGCGUGGAGGUGUGCAAAGUGCACAGGCGCUUUUCUGGUAACCUACAGCUGCCUCCGUUGUCCUGGCGGCAGGCAGAAAAGGAGAGGGACCGGGGCAGGCCGCUGACGCCAGAGGAAGAUCCCAUGACCCGAACAAGACCCACAAGUUUGCCCAUCGCCUCCCUGCCGCGCAUCGACAUCACACAGGCCGACCCCGACAGCUUCGAGGUUGAAAAUGGCCCGUCGUUGUGCUGCAGUCCAUCAGACCCGCAGGCCUCUCCGGGCUCAGGAUUGGUCCUGCACCCCAACCUAGCAGGUCAUGGCCAGCGCAGAGAGUCCUUCCUGUACCGCUCUGACAGCGACUACGAGCUGUCACCAAAGUCCUUGUCGCGGAAUUCAUCCAUAGUGGGAGAACUGCACAACGAAGAAUUGAUUGUAACUCCAUUUGCCCAGGUUCUGGCAAGCCUACGGACUGUUAGGAACAAUUUCACCACCUUGACAAAUAUACAAUGUGCGUCUAAUAAAAGGUCUCCUGCUGCAAAUCAGCCUUCGGUCACCAAAGUCUGUCUUUCAGACGAGUCCUACCAGAAGCUGGCCAUGGAGACGAUGGAGGAGCUGGACUGGUGUCUGGACCAGCUGGAGACGAUACAGACGUACCGGUCUGUCAGCGACAUGGCCUCCAACAAGUUCAAGAGGAUGCUGAACCGGGAACUGAACCACCUGUCUGAGAUGAGCCGCUCGGGCAACCAAGUGUCGGAGUACAUCUCCAACACCUUCUUAGAUAAGCAGAACGAGUUGGAGCUUCCUUGUCCGCUCCAAAAGGUGAGGGAGAGGAAGAGGAAGCAGAGCCAGCAGCAGCAGGUUGGGAUGAUGACACAGAUCAGCGGGGUCAAGAAGGUCAACCACACGUCGAGCAUAUUGGGAAAUGUCAGCAACCGCUUCGGCGUCAAGACAGACCAGGAAGAGCUGCUCUCAAAAGACCUGGAGGACGUUAACAAAUGGGGGCUGAAUAUCUUCAAAGUGGCGGAGCAUUCUCACAACCGACCGCUCACCUGCGUCAUGUAUAAAAUCUUUCAGGAGCGAGACCUGAUGCGCACCUUCAAAAUUCCCACGGACACCUUCGUGACCUUCAUGCUGACCCUGGAGGACCACUACCACUCGGACGUGACGUACCACAACAGCCUGCACGCCGCCGACGUGGCCCAGUCCACGCACAUCCUGCUGUCCACGCCCGCCCUGGACGCGGUCUUCACAGAUCUGGAGAUCUUGGCAGCCAUCUUUGGCGCAGCCAUUCACGACGUGGACCACCCAGGAGUGUCUAACCAGUUCCUCAUCAACACUAACUCUGAGCUGGCUCUGAUGUACAACGAUGAGUCAGUGCUGGAGAAUCACCACCUGGCUGUGGGCUUCAAGCUGCUGCAGGAAGACAACUGCGACAUCUUCCAGAACCUGAGCAAGAAGCAGAGGCAGACGCUCCGGAGGAUGGUCAUAGACAUGGUUCUGGCCACUGACAUGUCCAAACACAUGAACCUCUUAGCGAAUUUAAAAACCAUGGUGGAAACCAAGAAGGUGACCAGCUCCGGUGUCCUGCUGCUGGACAAUUACACCGACAGGAUGCAGGUGCUGUGUAACAUGGUCCACUGCGCCGACCUGAGCAACCCCACCAAGCCUCUGGAUCUGUACCGGCAGUGGACCGACAGGAUCAUGGACGAGUUCUUCCACCAGGGCGAUCGGGAGAGGGAGAAGGGGAUGGAGAUCAGCCCCAUGUGUGACAAGCACACAGCUUCAGUAGAGAGGACUCAGGUUAGUUUCAUAGACUUCAUCGUCCACCCUCUGUGGGAGACGUGGGCCGACCUGGUCCACCCGGACGCCCAGGACAUCCUGGACACGCUGGAGGACAACAGAAACUGGUACCAGAGCAUGAUCCCUCAGAGCCCCUCGCCUCCCUUCUACACCAGCGACGGAGAGGGAGGCCAACAUGGCGAAGACUGUUCCCCAGCGAGUAAAUUCCCCUUCGACCUGACCACGGAUGACGGCACGCCGGCGGACGCGGCCGUCAGAAGCGACUGUGCUAGUAGAGGCGGUUCCUCUGACCUGGACGGGACAGAAAUGACGACGUGCGACGUCUCAUCCACAGAAACCUAGCCGGAACCCGUGGCGGUCCCAGAACGGGACGGUUUUUUUAUGCUGAAUUUUUGUUUUUAAUUGCAGUGGAGGCAUCCUGCAAUGAGGCUUUUUGGAGCUAUUUGGCAACCAAGGCCUGUCUGAAUGUUGGGCAAACCCCCUGCAAACAAGGCUCAGAAACCCUGUUGCGGUAUGUUUUUGCUUGCCUGGCAAGGGAGAACUGCCGAGGCGCGGCUGGAAUCCGAGUCCUAACAGACCAAAAGUGGGAUUAGACGGUAUGAAUCUACGAACUGUGGAAAAAAGGACUUCCAAACUUGCACUUCAGGACAUUUUUAUCUUCGUGUAGAAUAUUUGUAAUAUCUCAAGACUAAAUAACACAACCAAAAACUACUGGUCAGCAGGUUACUUGUAACCACGUAGUUUGUUUUUUUUAAACACUUGUCUAAAAAAAAAAGAAAAAGAAGGAGGAAAAAAAGUGCCUUUUUUUGUUUUCUUGUACAACCAUGUCAUUUUGUAAGAGUUUUUAUAAUUUAUUUAACAUGUUCAUGUAGCUGUAAAAUGUGUCCAGUUUUCUACAAGAGGACGUUGUUGUCUCGUAGUCUUCCGAACAUUCUGGCAAUAGUCUCAAGAAGAAGAAAUCUGUUGACUUCCCAGCACAAUUUGCACUUUGUGGCACACUGUAGAGCAAAGAGAGCGUGGAAUGCUGUUUUAGAAAGACAGCGGACAUGUGAAGCCAAAUAAUUUCAUGAAAACAACCCAAAUGUAUUUUGUUUUUGUUGGGGGUUUUUUGUGUUUUUACAUCAAAUUCAUCAAAAAGACUAUUACACAAGUUCUGGGUGGAAAAACGUGAACGUAUCCAAAGAUCAUCUGAAAAAUAACAAAAGCACUUUGAUGAUUUCAGUGUUGCUGAAUCACAACCUUAAAAACUUCCUCUGCUAUUCUGGAGCAACGUAAUCAAAUCCGCAAUUUACGAUCCCUCAUUUAAAAUGUUCGAAACUUAUUUCUAAUAGCAUUUCCCCAUGAAUCCAUUUGAAAUUGUGAGUCAUUUUAGAGCUUUGAAUGAUUGUGCACAGAUUUUUUUUUUUUUUUUAAACACGUCUUUUUUUUUUUUUGUACAACUCGUGUCGUUUUUUUGUUUGUUUUGUUUUUGUUUCUUAUUUUUCACCUCUGCACCUUGAAAAUUGCCAACAGCCCUGCAGCUGGUUGCAGAUCUGUUCCAACACUUCCUGAAAGGUACCACGAUGUCUGGUGAGGGGAGAUGAGUUCGUAGUCAUAACAUGACAUUCUUCUUCUGUGAAUGUGUGCACACUUGAGCGUGCAAAUACGUGGUCACAGAACCACACAAUACCGUCGCAUGCAGCUGUACAGUGCCGACAGUAACGGCGUAUUUAUUACCUUUUUUUUUUCUCCCCUUGUACAAUGAUAAUAUUGGUUGCUAAUAUUUACUGUAUAUUUGCUAUUAUUUAUAUGCUCUACCACACGUCAAAUUACAGUUUGUGGUUUGUCUGUAUUCAGUGAGAUAUUUUGCUAUGAGACCGCCUCUUCAUGUCAUGGAAGUACGUUUUCUUUGAGGGUCCAGCUAGAAAAGUUUGUGUGUUCCGGCAAAGGCUGGAUGUUUACUGCAGCCGAUUGUGUACGGUGACGGGUCAUUGUACAGCUGUAGGAAUAUUUGCUGAAAUAUUUAGCAUUGUUUCAAAUGUAUUUUUUCAGUGUUUUCCUCACAGUAUAUUGGUUAAAAAAAAAAGGAGAAAAAAAAAUAAACAACGGUAUAUGUUGUGCUCAACAAACGUUUUCUAUGUGACUAUUAAAAUGAGCAUGUGAGACAGAA